Messenger RNA from Pantherophis guttatus, 944 nucleotides. It is a transcript of the gene HSD17B10, whose product is annotated as hydroxysteroid 17-beta dehydrogenase 10. Gene Ontology annotation, cellular component: mitochondrion. Gene Ontology annotation, molecular function: estradiol 17-beta-dehydrogenase [NAD(P)+] activity. Gene Ontology annotation, biological process: androgen metabolic process; estrogen metabolic process; fatty acid metabolic process. Lineage: Eukaryota; Metazoa; Chordata; Lepidosauria; Squamata; Colubridae. The record is from RefSeq and is a predicted model, not a curated record.
GAGGCGGGGCUUGAAAGUUGACCCUUUGCAGAGCAGCAUGGCGGCAGCAUUGAGGAGCCUGAAGGGCAUGGUUGGCUUUGUAACCGGUGGGGCUUCUGGACUGGGCCGUGCCACAGUGGAACGAUUAAUACAACAGGGAGGCAGUGCUGCGAUUGUGGACCUGCCAACGUCUGAUGGCGAAAGCGUGGCCAAAUCACUGGGAGACAGAUGCAUCUUUACUCCAGCUGAUGUGACAUCAGAAUUAGAUGUGAAGGCUGCACUCACCACAGCAAAGGAGAAAUUUGGACAUAUAGAUAUGGGAGUGAACUGUGCUGGGAUUGCAGUGGCAUUCAAGACAUACAAUGUGCAUAAAGAUCAUUGUCAUAGUUUGGAGGACUUCCAUAGAGUCAUCAAUGUCAAUGUUGUUGGGACAUUCAAUGUGAUUCGUCUGGUUGCAAGUGUGAUGAGUAAAAACGAGCCAAACUCAGAUGGACAGAGAGGAGUAAUUAUCAACACUGCCAGCGUGGCUGCCUAUGAUGGCCAGGUGGGACAGGCUGCCUAUUCGGCUUCCAAAGGAGGCAUUGUAUCAAUGACCCUGCCCAUCGCCCGAGAUCUUGCCCCUCUUGGCAUUCGUGUUGUUACCAUUGCACCAGGGCUCUUUGAGACACCUCUACUGGGGACACUUCCUGAAAAAGUUCGGACAUUCCUGUCACGGCAGGUGCCUUUCCCAAGUCGCCUUGGGGCUCCAGAAGAAUAUGCUCAUCUGGUACAAUGCAUAGCGGAGAAUCCUAUGCUAAAUGGUGAAGUAAUACGGCUUGACGGGGCUAUCCGAAUGCAGCCCUGAGCCAUAGCCCAAGCCUGCGAGAAAAAAAAGGAUGUUCUCCUUGGAUCAUAAUCACAGAACUGAAAUCAAGGUUGGCAAAAGAAAUGAUUAACAUCUGACUCUAAAUAAAUCACUGAUCAGA